Molecule: messenger RNA, 1627 nt
Organism: Aethina tumida (small hive beetle)
Lineage: Eukaryota; Metazoa; Arthropoda; Insecta; Coleoptera; Nitidulidae
Product: facilitated trehalose transporter Tret1
Exons: 2
Coding region: 79-1440 (453 amino acids)
Biological process (GO): transmembrane transport
Cellular component (GO): membrane
Molecular function (GO): transmembrane transporter activity
Source: RefSeq, a predicted model, not a curated record
UUGUCAUUUUUAGUUUGAUUGACAUUUAAAAGCAAGUCAAAUAAAUCGCAGCUAUUUCACAUUUUACACGUACUCAGGAUGGCGAAGAUAUUCCAAUAUUUGGCGGCGUUUAGCAUUUGCAUUGGAGCACUGUGUACAGGUAUUUUGAUCGCAUGGACAUCCAAUAUUGGACCAAAAUUGAAAGAUGGCGAUUUGAAUGAUUUGGAAUUUACGGACACGGAUUUUUCAAUUUUCGGAGCAAUGAUGUGUUUAGGUGCCGCCUGCACAUGUAUUCCCGUAGGGUUCCUGCUCAAUAUAUUGGGGCGGAAGCUGACCCUGUUUCUCACAGUCAUUCCUUUCACUAUAGGAUGGGCUUUGCUCUAUUUUGCUAGCCACAUGGCCAUAACGUUUGUUGCAAGAUUUAUCUUGGGACUGGCCGGUGGAUCAUUUUGUAUCGGGGCGCCGCUUUAUAACAUGGAAAUAGCCGACACGAAGAGCAGAGGAAUGAUGGGCACCUUCUUUCAACUGUUCAUAACUAUUGGGAUAUUUUUUGCCCAAGUUAUGGGAUAUAUGCUUUCUGUUCAAGCAUAUUUAAUAGUGUGUGCCAUAAUUCCGUUCAUCUUUCUGAUAUGUUUCGCCUUACAACCCGAAUCACCAGUUUUCCUAGUCAAGAAAGAAAAAAUAGAGAAAGCCGAAAAAGCACUAAAAAGAUUGAGAAAUGAAGAUGACAAUAUUGCCGACGAAAUGAAGCAGUUACAGACGAACGCAGCCAAAGAAAUCGAAAUGAAAGGCAAAUGUAAGGAGACUAUGAGUCAUAAAGCGACGAAAAAAGCAACAUUUAUCUGUAUGAUGUUGAUGGUCUUCCAGCAAUUCACUGGCAUAAAUGCUAUCAUGUUUUAUACUGAAACUAUCUUCUCUUGUGCAAAUAUCGAAGUGAAUUCAGCAUUACAGACCAUCACAGUGGGACUUGUUCAAAUUAUAGCUACUUUGGUAUCAGCUGUCACAAUCGACAAGUUUGGAAGAAAAUUACUCUUCUUGGUUUCAACUUCCAUGAUGGCGGUUGGGGUCUUUCUGUCCCUCAUAUUUUAUAUACCUUUCGUUUACAACAUAAGCAGCGAAUCAGCAAAUGAAAAACUAGCAUGGUUUCCUCUAAUUGGUAUAUGGAUUUACAUCGUCGGCUUCUCGCUGGGCAUGGGCCCGAUACCGUGGAUGGCGGCUGGAGAAUUGGUACCAGUAGAAGUCAAACCACAGAUUGCUGCAGCCGCUGGCACAUUAAAUUGGUUCUGCGCCUUCCUGAUUACACUUGGUUAUCCCAUCAUCAACGAACAAUUUAAGGCUGCUAUACCAUUCAUUUUCUUCUUCAUAAUGUGUAUUGUUUGCAUUGCUUUUACACUCAUAUUCUUUAUUGAGACGAAAAAUAAGGAUUUCAAUGAAAUCUAUCAGGAAUUGGGUGGGGAUUGAUUAAAUUUCUUGUUGCAGAAAAUUAUUUGUGCUUUGCAAAAUCACUUUUUGAUAUACUACAAGAAAUUAUAUGUGUAUAUAUGUUGGCAUAUAUAGUGCCAACAAAUUAAAAAGUCACUUGUAUCAUAAAUAUAUUUUAUACACUUAUAUUUUAUAUAACAUAUUAAAUAAAGAAUUAUUAUUGUGA